Messenger RNA from Chlorella variabilis, 414 nucleotides. RefSeq lists its product as hypothetical. The record is from RefSeq and is a predicted model, not a curated record. The transcript has 3 exons. Bases 1 to 414 code for a protein of 137 amino acids. Gene Ontology annotation, molecular function: antioxidant activity. Lineage: Eukaryota; Viridiplantae; Chlorophyta; Trebouxiophyceae; Chlorellales; Chlorellaceae.
AUGCCAGCUCUCGACGCAGCCUCAGUCAAGCUCUACCUCGUCACCAUCGGCACUCCCCAGAGCGGUGUAGAUUUUGCCAGCCAGACCGGCUUCCCGCCAGACCGGCUGCUUGCAGAUCCGGAGAACGCCUGCUACGAGGUGCUGCAGUUCCGGCGCGGCCUGAGGGCAACCUUUUUUGACCCCGCCACCCCCGCAGCCAUCAAGGCGCGCAUGCGGGACGGCGGCGAUGCCGAUUUGAAGCAAGUGCUGAAGUCCUACAAGCCGCUGAUGCCCCCCCGCACCGAGCAGGCUUUCUUCCAGGGCGGCGUGCUCGUGUUUGAGGGGCCCCGCCUGCUGUGGGCUCACUACGACCCAGCCACCUCGGCCCACGCAGACCUGGGCCAGCUGGUGGCGGCGGCCACGCAAGGGCUCUAG